GAAAGCAAGCUAAAACAAAGCAAUAAAGUUGUAGUCUCCAUAUUACUUUCCAUAAAUGACCUUCUGAACGCUUUUAUAAUGAAAAUUUCAAAGUUGAGAAAUAUCAAAUUGAACUAUGUGAACAGUUCAAAGCGUUUUUUCAGUGGGUACACAGGGAAGCACAUAUCUGAUAAAGAAUUGGUCAAAAAAGAUGACAACUGGUACAUUGAGGAAACCAACUUUUGCCUGGGAAGAGUGACGAAAUUGAGAUUUUCCGAAAAGGACGAUAUGGCGAGGAGAGUUUUGAAAAUUAUGGACAGCCAGUUAAGCAAAAUGUACACACGGAUGCGAGAUGGAACGGUCAUACCGUAUAUGUCCUUUUAUUUGAAUGAUGUUAUUGAUAAGCCGGCCCCAAACCAUCAGUUUAUUGAGCAGCCACUGAUCAAGUGGACGUGGGACGAGGCCUACGAUGAGGCGUACGAAGAAAAUUAAAAAAGGGGAGCUUCUCGAAGAAGUUUGCUCCUAAAACGAUGUAGAAUGUAGUCACUGGCCAGAACAGAGAUGGGCAAAAACGGACUUAAAGAAAAUCCGUCAGGUAGAAGCAUCACCCAUUUUUUCGCACCCUUCCACAAUUGCAGCAUAACAUUUUCUAACUAACCAGUGAUAGCUUGUGCAUCUGUUCAGGUGUGUGCACAUUUCAAUCACUACACUUUUUCGCUCAUUUUUUUUUUUUUUUUUUUUUUGUUGUUGCUGCUGCCGCAAUGGAUAAAAUUUAAAGGUGCCGAAAUUUUUUCGACAAACAAGCGAUGGUAACA
Molecule: messenger RNA, 794 nt
Organism: Plasmodium coatneyi
Lineage: Eukaryota; Apicomplexa; Aconoidasida; Haemosporida; Plasmodiidae
Exons: 3
Coding region: 79-471 (130 amino acids)
Source: RefSeq, a predicted model, not a curated record